This is a messenger RNA of Ziziphus jujuba (common jujube), 647 nucleotides long. Its product is annotated as costars family protein. Lineage: Eukaryota; Viridiplantae; Streptophyta; Magnoliopsida; Rosales; Rhamnaceae. Gene Ontology annotation, biological process: regulation of actin filament-based process. The transcript is spliced from 2 exons. The record is from RefSeq and is a predicted model, not a curated record. Bases 53 to 346 code for a protein of 97 amino acids.
AGCCAUAAAAUCUGAUCAAAUUCUUUUUCAGAGAAAGAAAAGAUCCGAAACCAUGAACGUGGAAGAAGAGGUUGAGCGACUGAAAGAAGAGAUCAAGAGGCUCGGGAAGAUCCAAGACGAUGGUUCUUACAAGGUUACAUUUGGUGUGCUGUUUAAUGAUGAUAAGUGUGCAAACAUAUUCGAAGCACUGGUUGGGACUCUAAGGGCAGCAAAGAAGAGGAAGGUUUUGACGUAUGAUGGUGAGCUACUGCUGCAAGGAGUCCAUGACAAUGUAGAAAUCAUUCUCAAACCUCCUCCAACAACAUCAACAGCAACAGUUGCAGCUGAUGCAGUUGUAAAGAGUUGAACGAAACGUGCUCCAAAAUACUAUAUUUAUAUAUACAGUCUUGUUUUUGUGAUAGAACUAUAUGUCUGUGACCCAUGUUUACAUGAUGUUAACCUUAAAGUCUUCAUCAUGAUGACGCGAAUGAAACAUGGGCAGAUCUGAUUUCUGUGAUGCUUUUCAAAGGGUGUUUCUGUUUUUACAUUUUAGUUUCACUUGUGUAGUGGUCAAUUACAAUUAUCUGUGUCCGCAUUUUGUUGUUGCCUUUUUAUUUUAUUUUUAUUUAUUUAUAUGAAAUUGUUGCUUUCCUUUAUUGUUACCAAAA